AUGUAUAGUAUAAUUUUUAGGCAAUGUAUGUGCUGCUACAGAGAUGUGAAGAACUUUGAAAGAUUUUAUUUAGUUGUGCAAAGCAUACUGUGUUUGUCCGUGUGCCAGCUGAAACAACUUAAAGAUGAUAUUAUUGAGGCUGCUAAAACGCCUGCACCUGAAAUUGAACCAGACAAACAAAACCAUGACACCACACCACCUAAGAGUGAAGAGGUGAAAAACAAGGAACCUACAGAGGCAGAUAAUCCUCCAACAUCAGAGAGAGAAAAUGAGGCACCAAAAGAACCUCCAGUGGACAAGCCACUUGCAGAUGAUUCUGAAGCAUGGCCCAUGCAGCAGAAAGAGAAGCUCAUGCACAUUGUAUCCAAAAUUUUUCUUCUCAAUUUCCCACUAUACUUGGCUUGUAAACAUUCAGCUCUCAGUCGCUAGAUGACUUCCGCACAGGAAAUAUCAAAUUUGAGCUCAUACUGUGAUUUGCAUGACACUGAAAUACCAGCAUACCUGCUUAGUAAUGUCAGUUUGUUUUGCAAACUGGGUGGUAUAUGUGCCAUGACUUCUGUGUUUGAGCAAUCAACACCAAACACAUUACCUUUAUCUAUGGCCCAUGCUAUAGUGGCAGCUGUUGGUAAUCUCAAGUUAUGGCUGAACUUUAGGGCUGUUGCCCAACUGUUCAUGCCGUUGAGGAGUAAAAUAUUAAAGUAUAUGUGCAGCUUAGAGGACAAGGAUCUUCGUGUACCGGCAGUUAAAUCCAUGGCAGAUUUCAUGUGGGGAGCUGCGAAAGAACCAUUAGAUGCGCCGCUCGCGUUUGACGGCGACGGUCUCGCGCUCGCCUUCAAGUACUUUAACAGUAGCACGCUUACCAUGCGACUGGCUGGCGUGGCGCAGAUCAACGCUCACAUUGUGGCGCACAACGAACUGUGCGCCGGCGAACCGGCAGCUGACGCGGAGCUCGCGGGUCAGCAGCUCGCCACCUGGCUCACCAAUAACAACAUAAUUGAACAUCUCUUUGGACCUAAUUUACAUGUCGAGGUGAUAAAACAAGCGCACAUGAUCCUGAAGUUCCUGGCGGUGGAGACGCGCGUGACGCCAGAACACGUGGAGCUGGUGUGGGCGGCGGCGCAGAGCUGAAGACACUGCAGCCGGCAGGUGUACGACCUGCUGCCCGGGUUCAUACGCGCGCUCGCGCCCAAGCCCUGCGCGCAUUUGUAUAGUCUGCUGUGUUCAUUACCACCAAAAGAGCAUACUGAACAGAGUUUGUACUUGGCGUCGGCGCUGACGCGUGCGAUGUGGUCGCGCGGGGGCGGGUGCGGGGGCGGCGGGUCUCCGGGCGAGCCGCGCGCGCCGCCGCCCGCGUGCAAGCCGCCGCACCGCUCCUCCUCCGAGGCGAGCGUCAGCAUGGACCAGACCAACUCUGAUGAUGACCCGUGUGAGGAACUAAGCACUUCUGGUGAAGAAGCUGGUCCUACUCCACGCAAACAAAGCAAACACCAACGGGAACUUACCGCGGAACAAGAGUGGUUGCGAGAAGGCGAAGAGUUGACAAAGAAAGAAUGUUCAACAUUGAAGUCUUGUCAGAAGCGCAGCAAACGCGCCGGCAGCAGCGGCAGCGCGAGCAGCGGCGCCGAAGAGCUGCUGCGUCCGCGCAAGAAGAAACUAUACAAGAAGCGACACAAGCCAGGCAAACCCAGGCAUUUCCUAGCGACCCAGUUGAAGGCUGCGGAUCUCGCGGAGUCAGUAUCAGAAGUGGAAGAGGAGUCCUCCGGGAGUGACACCGCUCACUGUCAAUUAUUGUGCGACAAUGUCGAUGCCAGGCGGUUAAUGGAACUGCGAUUGAUGGAGAGCUAUAAGCGUCGCGGCGGCGAGGAGGAAGAGGGCAGCGCGUCCUCCGCACUCUCGCCCAACUCGCACCCGCACAUUGCUGACCUCGAUGAGGACGACUCCGCUUGCGAGGAGGAACUCGCCAGGCUCGCUCAGCAGGCGCAGUGCCUGUCGGAGUAUCAGACGGCGCAUGCGCUAGCGUCGGCAGCGGGCGCGGCGGCAGCGGCAGCGGCAGCGGCUGCGGGCGCGCGCGCUCGCGGGUCGCGGUCAGGGUCUCCCGCGCCCGCGCCUUCGCCCCCGCCGCAGGCCACGCCCGCCACACCCUUCUGCGCCGACGACGUGUGCCGCCCCGGCAACACGCUGCUCUGGGACCUGCUGCAGGACGGCGCCAUAGAGCAGCUAGGCGAAGGUUUGGCUCUGGAGGCCGAGAAGGCGCUGUGCGCUCUGCUGUGUUUCAGCACCGACAAAUUUAUUAGGAUAAAGUUCAUUGAAGGCUGCCUCGACAAUCUUGCCAAUCACAGAUCUGUUGCAGUUUCACUCCGGUUACUGCCGAAGUUAUUUUCUUCCUUCCAACAACUUCGAGGAAUGGAUAUGCAUCAGGUGGUGAUGUGGGCGGAGCGCGAGCGCGGCAUGAUGCGCCUGUUCCUGGAGGAUCUGCGCCACUACACGCAGCAGCCGCGCGCCACCGCCGACGCCGCGCACUACGCGCACAUCACCGAGCUCACCGUGCGCCUGCACUUCCUCACUGCCAUAUUCUCACCGGUCGGAUCGCCGCAGCACUUCCGUUUAACAGUGGAGCAAGUGGAGGAGCUGUGGCAGUGCCUGGUGGUGCGCGGCAGCAGCGAGUGCGCCGACUGUCUGUACUCGUGGCUGCUCUCGCACACCAAGUCGCCCGACCAGCACGCGCUCGGACUGGACGCGCUCAGGUUCCUCUACGUGGAGAAGAUGCCCACGCUCGACCCGGAGACAAUAAGCAUAAUGGGCCUAAGCCUGUACCAGCAGCUGUGUAACCUGGCGCGCAUGGCGCUGGGCACGGGCGACUCGCGCGACUCCUCGCACCCGCACACGCUCGCCAUGGACCAUCUGUGGAAGAUAGCACUGCGGGCCAACAACACCGAUGUAUCCAUGGGCGCAAUUCAGUACCUGAACAGUUACUACAUGGGACAACAGUUGCAGCAGGAAGACGACUUUGUGGCGAAAUGCAUGUUCCACUUGUCUUCUGCUGCUGAAAGGCUCAUUUCCAAGAAACAGGAGACUGAUAGCGCCUCGCCGUCUCAAACUCCUGCUGACAAUGAGAAGGAAGAGAAGAAAAUCGACAAACAGAAUAUAUAUGAGCAUAUGACAGAGGAAGCAGCGUUGCAGUGUAUACAGAGGGCAUUGUUGUUACUCAAAACUCAUUUAGAUACUUUCAAACGGCGAUACGCGUACCACUUGCGUCGCUGGGCGCUGGCGGAGUCGGGCGCGUGGCAGGGCGCGGGCGGCGCGGGGUGCGUGCGCGUGACGCUGCAGCCGGCCGGCGCGGGCCCGCGCGCGCUGCUCGCGCUGCACCACCACGACUACGUCGCGCAUCUGCGCGCGCACGUGCACGUCUGGUGGGAGACGCAGAUACAGGGAGAAGAAGGCGUCACAGCAUUAUCCACAGAUGGCCCGCUGCGAAUGAUAACACAGGGACAAGAGCUGACCGUUGAUUACGACGAGAGAACACUGUAUGAUAUGGGGUUUAAAGAUAAUCAGUUGGUGUUCGUUUCUGUGGGCGUGGGUGGUCGUGGCGCUUGGGCGGAGUGGCCAUCGGCCCAGCCCGCGCCGUCAAGAGCUCGUCUGCCAACACUUCUGCUUCUUGACCCAACAUAUUUUCACCACCUGUUUACCCUCAUGCAAGCUCUUGGACAGAUGAAAGAGCCGGGGCCUAAUGGGGAGCUGGUAGCGCACACAAAAGCGCAACUGCUGUCACGUCGAGUUUGGGAUAUAUUACAAGCGGUCCCUCUCAACCCUACGCUGUUGGAAGCCUUCCAAAACCCGAUAGAGAGCAAAUUACCAGAAUUAAUCGACCCUAAUAGCCCUCAAAAACUCAUGUAUUCACUACACAUUAUCGAUAAGCUGAGCUCGAACAACACUACUCCAACCGUCAAAGAGACCACAGUUACAGAGAAAACAGAGGACGAGAAAGCCAGUGUAGAGACGUGGAACGAUCUGUUUAUAAAGAAGGGUGGACUAAGACUGUUAUAUGAUAUAAUGAUGUCAGGCGUCUUGCAAAAAAGCGACGAUAGCGAAUGGCGGCAAGAUUGUCUUGCCUUGCUACUGCAGCUCUUGUGCCGUAUUGGAACGUUACCGACUUCCGAUCCUGCGCAAACACCUAAAUUACACCCGGCGUUGUUAUCUCUUAUGAGUGCAGAGGAGACAACGGAGAGGUUAAUAUCGAUACUGUGCGAGGCCGCCACUCUUAAGGAACCAGCUACUUAUAAAACUGGAUUUUGGGGUCGAGCUCAGGUGGUGCAGCACGCGAUGCGCAUGUGCGUGUGGUGGGCGCGUGGCGGCGGCGACGCGCCCGCUCUCGCCUGGGCGCUGCGACGAGCCGCACCUAGGCUGCUGCUAGACGAUAAUGAUCCCGCCGUGCGUCGCGAGGCGGGCAGCGCGCUGUACCGGCUGUGCGCGGGCGGCGAGGUGUGCGUGCUGGCGCCGCUGCUGCAGCUGCUGCUGGAACAGCUGCCGCGCGCCGCCGACAUGCGCCCGCACCCCGCCCUACACACCCACCACCCGCACCACCCGCACCAUCAUCAAGAGAUUGUACACCAUCACGCGGAAGAAGGGAAAGAGCCCUACGGUCCAGCGUGUCGCGAUUACUUCUGGCUCGUUUGCAGGCUUAUUGACGGUCUGCCUGAAGAGUUUUUCAAAGAGGGCGCUACGUCCGAAGACAGCGGCGCGCCCGAUCUCAACGAGCUUUGCGAGCAAAUUCGCGUCUCACUAGAGAAGGAAAUUAUCGAGAAGAGAACUGAACCUUGUACUCCAGAUGACGGGCUGUACGGGCAACUUAGCUUGUUAACUCAUCUACUGAAACACCCGCUUAGAUUCAAGACCUCUGAACAAGGCACCAGGACUUUGGAGAUGGUGUUCGGUUUCCUGUUCGACGUGCCCAACCCCGACAACCGCAACCUGCCCAAGUGCAAGUCGCAGAAGUCGCGCGCGGCCGCGUACGACCUGCUCGUGGAGCUCGUGCGCGGCGCCCCCGACAACUACAUGGUGCUGCACCACAAGCUCAUGGAGCAUCACAAGCCAGGUCCGUCAUGCUCGUACCCGUGGGACUACUGGCCGGCGGAGGAGUCGCGGUCGGAGUGCGGGUUCGCGGGGCUGACGAACCUGGGCGCCACGUGCUACAUGGCGUCGUGCAUGCAGCACCUGUACAUGAUGCCGCAGGCGCGUGCCGCGGUGUUGCGCGCUGAUCCGCAACACAGCCGACACGCGCCUACGCUCAAUGAGAUGCAACGCAUGUUCGCAUACCUCAUGGAGAGUGAGCGCAAAGCGUACAACCCUCGCAGCUUCUGCAAAGUCUACCAGAUGGAUCACCAGCCGCUGAAUACUGGUGAACAGAAGGACAUGGCGGAGUUCUUCAUAGACCUCGUGUCCAAGCUGGAGGAAAUGACGCCCGAACUCAAGAAGCUGGUCAAGACGCUGUUCUGUGGAGUGCUUAGUAACAACGUCGUGUCUUUGGACUGUCCGCACGUGUCGCGCACGCUGGAGGAGUUCUACACGGUGCGCUGCCAGGUGGCGGACAUGCGCAACCUGCACCAGAGCCUCGACGAGGUGACGGUGAAGGACACGCUGGAGGGCGAUAACUGCUACACGUGCAGCCAGUGCGCCGCCAAGGUGCGCGCGGAGAAACGGGCGUGCUUCAAGAAGUUACCUCGCAUACUUUGCUUCAACACCAUGCGAUACACCUUCAACAUGCUCACGAUGCUCAAGGAGAAAGUGAACACGCAUUUCUCGUUCCCGAUGCGGCUCGACAUGUCUGGAUACGUUGAGAAACAUCUCAUGCCCGCGCAAUAUCAAGAGGAGAAAAAAAAGAUGUCUGAAACGAACAAAGAAGAGGAGGGCAGCCCUAGCGCCGACAGCGAAGACAAUCCAGAGGCUGAAGAGCAUUAUGAAUACGAGUUGAUAGGCGUGACAGUACACACGGGCACGGCGGACGGCGGACACUAUUACUCGUUCAUACGCGACCGCGAGCACGAGCACCACGACCGCUGGCUGCUGUUCAAUGACGCUGAAGUGAAGACCUUCGACCCGGCGCACCUCGCCGCCGAAUGUUUUGGGGGCGAGAUGACUAGUAAAACGUACGACUCGGUGACGGACAAGUUCAUGGACUUCUCGUUCGAGAAGACGAACAGCGCGUACAUGUUAUUUUACGAGCUCAGCCCGCCGCGAGCGCAGCGCGACUCCGACAGCGGACAGCAGGAGGAAGCGCAGUCGUCCACGGCUGAAGAAAGCAGCCAAGCGUCAUCGGUGGAGCGACGCAGUAGCGACACGGCGCCCGCUAUCACCUUGCCGCCCGAUCUGUUGAAGUGGAUAUGGGACGACAACAUGCAGUUCUUGCACGAUAAGAAUAUUUUCCAGCACGCGUAUUUCACGUUCAUGGGGCAGAUGUGCAGCUCAGUGCCGCAGUCGCUGCUGACGCUACGUCCGGAAAUCACGGAGAUUGCUGCUCGUCUAUCAACGUCAUUUUUCAUUGAGACAUUCAUACAUGCUAAGGAGAAGCCAACAAUGGUGUCUUGGGUGGAGUUGGUCACGAAGCAGUUUAAUGCAUCGGCAGCCGCGUCCGAGUGGUUUUUAGGUCACAUGGCCGAUGACACAUGGUGGCCUAUGCAAGUUUUAAUAAAAUGUCCGAAUCAGAUGGUCCGGCAAAUGUUUCAAAGGCUCUGUAUGCAUGUGAUACAGAGAUUGAGGUCUAGUCAUUGUGCCUUAUACCUGCAGGGUAUGGAGGAAGGCGAAGAUAAUAGCAAGUUGGGCGAGGCGAGUUGUGUUACUAGGUUUAUAAGAAUGUUGUUGUCUUUGAUGGAGAAUGGAGCGCGAUCGCACUUACGGCAUCUAACGGAAUACUUCAGUCUAUUGUACGAAUUUAGUAAAAUGGGAGAGGAGGAGGGCAAGUUCAUGUUGCGAAUCAACGCCAUCAGCACCAUGGUCAAUUUCUAUUUAGGACAAAAUGGAUCGACAUGUGACUCGCCAACCGAGGACGCAACUGCGAGUGGCGGAAGUGGCGGAGGUAGCGGGGAGGGAGCGGCGGUAGUGGCGCGAGUGGCGGCAGCGGCAGCGGCAACGCGGAGAGCGGCGGCGACAAGCUGCGGCCCGGCGCGCUCGACAAGAUGGUGGCGCUCGUCGGCGGACUCGUCGAGCGCUCGCGCGACGCCGCCGGACACCUCGCGCUGCACGAGCCUGACGCUCGCGCGCUACUGCAUGCCAAGGUAUCAAAACUCUUCCCUCUCUAUCACUCUGGAUCAUUAG
Manduca sexta (tobacco hornworm) is the source of this 7308-nucleotide messenger RNA. RefSeq names its product ubiquitin carboxyl-terminal hydrolase puf-like. The record is from RefSeq and is a predicted model, not a curated record. Gene Ontology annotation, cellular component: nucleus; cytosol. Gene Ontology annotation, molecular function: cysteine-type endopeptidase activity; cysteine-type deubiquitinase activity. Lineage: Eukaryota; Metazoa; Arthropoda; Insecta; Lepidoptera; Sphingidae. Gene Ontology annotation, biological process: protein deubiquitination.